Dendrobium catenatum is the source of this 3246-nucleotide messenger RNA. RefSeq names its product exocyst complex component SEC3A. Gene Ontology annotation, cellular component: plasma membrane; exocyst. Gene Ontology annotation, biological process: Golgi to plasma membrane transport; exocytosis. Gene Ontology annotation, molecular function: phosphatidylinositol-4,5-bisphosphate binding. The transcript has 25 exons. The record is from RefSeq and is a predicted model, not a curated record. The coding region runs from base 426 to 3080 and encodes 884 amino acids. Lineage: Eukaryota; Viridiplantae; Streptophyta; Magnoliopsida; Asparagales; Orchidaceae.
UAAGAUAAAAUAAAAGGGCCCGUUACCUUCGCGUCCCUCCUCUACCGUCAUCCUCUCCUCUGCUCGACGACCGCUCCCAUCGUUCUCAUCAUGCUAAUCUCAUCUCCUCCUCCCCUUCCUCUCUGAUCCUCGCAUUCCAGUCUUCUUCCCUUUUUUCCGCAUGCAGCGGCGUUCUCCAAUCUUUGACGAGCAGAUACGACCGCGAUAUUGACCGUCUCCGAUGAUACCGAUAUUUCUCCUAGAACUUUCAAUUAGAAAACAAAUAUCUUCUUUUCUAAACAGACGGUGAACAAUCUCGGCCUAGCUUCGAUUAUUUAUCCGUAGAGAUCAAGUAUUUACGUAAAGGUGAGCACCUCGUCGUAUGUAGGCUGCGACCGAUCAGUAGCCGCCGAUAAAUUACCGAGAAAGGAGGAAAGAAAUCGACAAUGGCGAGAUCCAGCGCUGACGAUGUGGAGUUGAAGCGUGCCUGCGAGGCCUCCAUCGAAGGGAGCAGGCACAAUAUUGUACUCUCCAUCCGCGUGGCCAAGAGUCGUGGAAUUUUUGGGAAAUCUGCGAAGCUUGGCCGCCAGAUGGCCAAAGCCAGGGUUAUUGCCAUCACCACCAAGUCAAAGGGUCAAAAAACCAAAGCCUUUCUUCGAGUCCUGAAAUAUUCAAACGGAGGACUUCUUGAGCCCGCAAAACUCUAUAAGUUGAAGCACCUCUCAAAAGUGGAGGUCAUCCAAAAUGAUCCAUCAGGCUGCACCUUUAUGCUGGGAUUUGAUAACCUAAGGAGCCAAAGUGUUGCUCCUCCUCAUUGGACCAUGCGAAACAAAGAUGACAGGAAUCGCUUGCUUCUUUGCAUUUUAAAUAUUAGCAAGGAGGUAUUGGGCCGUCUCCCCAAAGUUGUUGGCAUAGAUAUCGUGGAGAUGGCUCUAUGGGCCAAGGUUCAUCGCCGUACAUAUUUUUCCUCAUCUCAAGAAAAUUCACCAUUAACUACUAAUCGGACUUUCACUGAAGAUGGAGUGGCCACAUCAGUUAUGAUACAAAUUGACACACAAGUUACUGUUGAAAAAGAUCUUCUUUCUCAAGCUGAGGUGGAUGAUAUGGAGGCUCUACUUGGCACGUAUGUUAUGGGUUUUGGGGAAGCAGAUGUAUUCUCUGAAAGGAUGAAACAUGAACUUCAAGCUUUAGAAGCAGCAAACAUCCAUGCACUUCUAGAGAGUGAAGCUAUAAUAGAAGAGGUAUUGCACGGCCUUGAGGUGGCUAUCAUUUGUGUUGAAGAUAUGGAUGAGUGGUUGGGUAUCUUCAAUGCGAAACUUAAGCACAUGCGUGAGGACAUUGAAUUGAUAGAAGCUCGCAACAACAAGUUGGAAUUGCACUCUGCAAACCAUAAAGAUCUUGAGGAGGAACUUGAUAAGCUAGUUGGAUGGCUACAUAUCCCUCCUCAGCUUGCAACAUGCCUAACGGUUGGUUCCUUCGAUGAGCCUCGCGUGAUGAAAAAUAUUGAAGCUUGUGAAUGGUUAAUUGGGGCUAUACGUCAUCUUCAAGUGCCAAUUUUGGAUCCAUCUUAUGCAAAUCUGCAAGCUGUUAAGGAGAAACGCGUGGAAUUAGAAAAGUUAAAAAGUACAUUUGUUUGGCGUGCAUCCGAGUUCUUGAGGAACUACUUUGCUAGUUUGGUGGAUUUCAUGAUAAACGACAAGACUUACUUUUCUCGGCGGGGAUCAUUGAAGAGGCCUAACCAUGCAGAAUUGAGAUACAAGUGCAGAACCUAUGCACAACUUCUUCAACACCUAAAGAGUCUUGACAGCAAUAGUUUGGGCCCUUUACGAAAAGCAUACUGCCAUUCCCUUAACCUGUUGCUCCGUCGAGAGGCUCGUGAAUUUGCAAAUGAACUUCGUGCUAGUACGAAAGUUGGAAAAGCCCCUACAGUAUGGUUUGAAUCUUCUGCAGGGUCAGGCCAGACAGCAAAUAGUGAGGAAACUGGUGUGCUUUCUGAAGCAUAUUCAAAAAUGCUUACAGUUUUCAUUCCCCUUCUUGUAGAUGAGAGUACGUUCUUUGCACACUUCAUGUGCUUUGAUGUUCCUAAAUUGGCUAACAGUAGCAAUAGCGGCUCUGAUGGCAAUGGAGAAACUGAUGAUGAUCAAGAAGGCAUAGCUUCAGGUAGCAGCACUACUGAGCUGAGUUUUUUAAAUGAAUCUCUCCAAGAAUUACUUGAUGGCAUUCAGGAGGAUUUCUAUUCCUUGUUGGAUUGGGCAUUCAAAUUUGAUCCUUUGAGGUGCAUUUCAAUGCAUGGUAUUACAGAGCGCUACCUUUCUGGUCAGAAAGUUGACACAGCUGGGUUUGUCCGCCUACUACUUGAUGACUUGGAAACAAGAAUAUCAAUGAAUUUUGGCAGGUUUGUUGAUGACUGUAUUUAUAUGAUUGAGAAGACUGAACGCAAUGCACGCCAAUUGGGAGUUUUACCAUACAUCCCAAGAUUUGCUUUUCUUGCUACACGCAUGGAGCAAUACAUCCAGGGUCAAUCUAGGGAUUUAGUUGACCAGACAUAUACCAAAAUCGUCAGCAUAAUGUUUGUGUGCUUGGAGAGAACUGCACAAAUGGAACCAAAGUAUUCUGACAUUGUACUUCUAGAGAACUAUGCUGCUUUUCAGAACAGUCUCUAUGAUUUAGCCAAUGUGGUGCCAUCGCUAGCAAAAUUUUAUCGCCAAGCCAGUGAAUCUUAUGAUCAAGCUUGUACACGUCACAUCAACAUGAUUAUUUUUAUCACAUUUGAGAGAUUGUUUAUCUUCGCUCGAAGGAUGGAGGAAUUGAUGGUUACAAUAACUCCCCAAGAAAUACAGUUUCAGGUUGGGAUGUCAAAAGCAGACCUUCGAAAAAUGCUUAAAUCCAGCUUAUCUGGGCUUGACAAGACAAUUAAUGCUAUGUAUAAGAAGUUACAGAAGAAUUUGACUUCAGAAGAGUUGUUGCCUUCUUUAUGGGAAAAAUGCAAGAAGGACUUUCUGGACAAGUAUGGAAGCUUUGUCAAGCUAGUCAACCAGAUAUAUCCAGGAGAGAAUGUCCCUCCAGUGUCAGAGAUGAGAGAGCUUCUUGCUCAAAUGUAAAUUAAAAAAGAAAAAGAAAAAGAAUUGUGGACUUUUUUGUUCCUUGGUGGCUGCUGUUCGAUUACUUUUCUUGUUGUUUUAUUGUCUACAUAUCAGCCCCACCCUUUUCUUUUACCUCAUGAAACUAUAAUAAUAAUGAUAUAUUAGGCUAAAAUUUUUUAUCGUA